Messenger RNA from Prorocentrum cordatum, 2915 nucleotides. The record is from the annotation of a GenBank genome assembly. Lineage: Eukaryota; Dinophyceae; Prorocentrales; Prorocentraceae.
AUGUUGACUGUUGCGGGGGCAGCCUUGGCUGGCAAGGCCGCGUUCGAUUACAACAGGGAGAACUUCACGGAGGACCGCGAGCAGCGGAUGAAGAAGGAGUUCUUCGAGCGCAAAAUGCGCGUCAAGCAGGCAGAGUUGUGGCGGGAAGACGUCCGUGACUUCAUCUCGCUGACCGAGAGGAAGAUGUCGAUCUACUUGCUGGUCAACGUGCUCCUGCUCGGCUUCAACUUGAACCUGUGGUGCGAGGGAAGGCUGCCGGAGGGGACGCCCGACUGGCUGAUGUUGGGCAACCAGGUGGCCAUCGGGAGCUCCUUCACGUUCCUGCUCCUGACCGUGUGGCUGGCCAUGCACGCGUCCGUGGCGGCGCAGAGCUACCAGACCCGCAUCCUGACUCAGCUGGUGCGGCUGCCGCUCCCGACCUGGAGGGAGCUGGAGGCCUGCCGCACCCACGCCUCGGAGUUCGAGAAGGUGGAGCCGCGCCAGAUGUUCCGGGUCCCCUUCUUCACCGGCAGCCAGGAGAGCAUCGCCCGGCGCUCGGCUGCCCUGCGCGGGGGCGGCGCCGAGGCGGCGGGCGGCGAGGGCGGCGGGCCUGGAGCCCUGCCGCCGGCCGCAGACCCGUGGGGCCUGGAGCAUCGCAGCGACGACUUGCUGGAGCUGGGAUGCCACCACGGAGAGGAGGUUGCCACGCUGCGCCACAUCAAGCUGGUGAGGCAGGCGGCGGUCUAUUACCAGACGUACGACGCCUUCGCACGCGUGUCCAUGAGCGUCGGAGUCAACCAGCUAAUGCUGGCCAUGAGCUAUUACAUUCUAGGUUACGCAAUGCUGCAAGUCCAGGCCCCCGUGGCUGCAAUCGUUGGUGUCAUCAUCCUCACGGGCGCCGCCGAGAUGGUCGCUCGCAUCGACUUGACCCUGCCUGUAGGGGAGCAGCGGCUUAUCCAGGCGCUUCUUGUCUUCGGGCCCACUGUGGCAACCUUGGCAUCCUAUCACUACGUCCAGCAGCAAGACAUGACCACCAAGAUCGCAGAGAUUCUCGCGCCCGUCGCCUUCAUCAGCCACGGCAUCGUAAUCGCGUUAAUGACAUUGGUGCUCUCCGUGCGGGAACAAGAGAAUGGUGCAAUGUUGCCUCUGGCAUUCCAGGGCGUCCUCUACCUCGACGUCUUCGGCUGGGUCUCGCACAAGCGCGCGCGCGAGGCGCGCGACCCCGAGAAGCUGCCUCUGCGCGGGCCGUCGACGCGGAAGUUGGUCGACGCGGGGCCCGCGGACGACGCCACGUCCGCCACCGCCGAGCUGCCGAGCCGCGCCGCCAGCAGCCGGCGAGUCAUGGUGGCGGGCGCCCCCGCCAGGCCCAAGGCGCUGGCGGCCGGGCUUGGCGCACCCCUCGGCCACUUCGCGAAGGAGUACGCGGAGCCAUCCGCGUGCGCGAGCGUGCCCGAGGGCGACGAGGACGGCGCGUCGGACGACGAGGCCUGGCAGCAGCCAGAGGAGGCCGAGGGUCCCGGCGCGGCGCGGCCGGCCGCGUGCGGCGUGAGCUACGACGAGGCGGGUCGGCCGCUGCCAGCGAGGCCCAUGUGCGUGGCGCCGCCGUCGGCCUCCGACGACAUGAGGCUCGUGGAGGGCGCGCCGCGCGCGUGGGACCACGUGAAUGCCGUCGAGCCGCCGGCGAAGGGGUUCUGGGACCCAGUGACCUUCAUGCCGCAGGGGAACCGCCGGCGCGAGAAGAUGGACUCGCUGAUCUCGGACGCCCCGGACCAGCCGCUCAAGGGUCAGGAGCGCGCAUCCUUUUGGGGGUUCCACGCCAGUCGCGGGGAGGAGGAGGACGAGGGCGUGCCGAUUGCGACGGGCCACGACAACGAGAUGCCAGGCGUGCUCCCGUGGCGUGUUUUCAGGAACGCCUCGUUCGUGAUCAGCUUGACAUGGAUCCUCGCGGGGGUGUACUACAUCCUUCACGUCACUGGCGUUUGGUCCAUGGCGCUACCCUGGAACGAUGUCUCGCAGGAUGUGUCCUCCAAGGCGGCAAGGAGCCGCCACUGGGGCAGCGGCGCAGAGGUGGUGCCGAGGCCUGGGAUGUUCUCCCUGCUCGCGGCGGGCGUGACCUUGGGAGAGGUCGGGCCCGAGGCGGAGCGCAUCUGGGCGCAUUGGCCCUACGCCAACAUCCAGCCGCAGACGCUUGCCUGCGAUGCGGAGGGCCGGCGCCUGCUCGCCACGGACGGCCUGUCCAUCUUCGAGGCCACCCUUCCGGCCCCAGCUCCAGCCAAGGGCAGGGCGGCGGGCAGCCCCUCGCCGCGGCAGGGCGACGAGCAGACGCGGCUCUCGGCCACGUUCCGGCAGGCGCCGGGCUGCCCCGCCCUGCAGGGCGAGGCGCUGCAGGACGUGGCCCUCCACUGCGGCGGCGGCGGCGCCUGCGAGGCGCUGGCGCUGCACCACGACGGCGCACGCCUCGCCGCGUGCCCGCUCGCGGCCGCGGCGGCGGGGGGCUCGGGGGGCUACGUGGGGCACGUGGCGGAGGGCUGGCUCCAGAGGCCCGUGCAGGGCGCGCGCAGCCGGCGCAGGGAGCAGGCCCACUGGCUCCUGGUGGACCAGGGCUGCGCCGCGGGCGCGAACCGCACCGCCGCCGAGGGGCUGCAGCACGGCGGCUGCGUGUCCGUGGCCACCACGCACGGCCGCCUCGCGCAGCUGACCCAGCACGCCGGCGGCCGCGAGCUGGUCCCGACGAGCAUCGUGGAGGACCAGGGUACCGAGCACUCGCCGGCGGAGGCCACCCGCGCCUUCAACGACCGCUACUUCGGGGUCCUGCACUCGAAGCGCCACAGCAUCCGCGUGAUGGACGCCGACAGCGGGGCCGAGGCCGCCGGGUUGCUCCUGCUGCCGUCCGAGGUCCCCGACGUCGGGGCCUUCUGCGUCGGCGGCGGGCACGU